AUGAACUUCUUGCAAGACGUCCGCAAGCGACUGCCCACAGCGCAAAAGCUGCCUUCAUACGAUGACUUGUCCAAAAGCGCAGAGAAGAUAACCCCGAGGUUAGCCUUCUUUCGCCGACGCAUACGCCUGAGAGAGAACUCACGCAUCUCAAUACCUCUGGGCCUGGUCUUGCUAUUUCCAUGCUUGAUCGUAAUAUUAAUACUUCUGCUUUUUGUCCGGCACCCUACAGAGGCUGGCAGAAUACUCAUGCCUGCAGGCGCACCGCCGUCCAUUAGGAAAAUCAGCGAGAAGCACGACAAGGUCUUCGUCACAGGCUGUCAAGACCCAGCCCUCGAGACCAAUCAACCCCGUGCCAACGCCGCUUUCGUCGUCCUCGCCCGUAACAAGGAGCUCGAAGGUGUGCUACAGUCGCUCAAGUCGAUGGAGAGACAUUUCAAUAGAUGGUUCCACUACCCAUACGUCUUUCUGAAUGACGGCGACUUCAACUCGACCUUCAAGGACGAGGUCCGCAAGCACGUCAGCUCGAAUGUCGAGUUUGGCAAGAUCGAUCCUAGCAUGUGGGGUUUCCCCGACUGGGUUGACCACAAUGUGGCCAAGGAGGGCAUCAGAAAACAGGGUGAUGCCGCUAUCAUGUAUGGUGGUAUGGAGAGUUACCACCAUAUGUGUAGAUUUUACUCAGGUUUCUUCUACAAGCACGAGCUCCUUCAGAAGUACGACUGGUACUGGCGCGUUGAGCCCGAGAUCAAGUACUUCUGUGAUAUUACUUACGAUCCUUUUGUUCACAUGGAGCGCAACAACAAGACCUACGGAUUCACCAUUGCCGUCAAGGAGCUCAAGGAGACAGUGCCCAACAUUUUCAGAUACGCAUCGGCUUACAAGCGAGUCAAGAACAUCACCUCGACCGGUCUCUGGGACAUGUUCCUCGAGCCAAAGCCGGAGAAGCCAGCGGAUGAGCUGCCAAAGGACGACCCGAAGUACAAGAAGCCUCUUCCUGAAGACAUCCUUCGUACAGAGCCUGGCGCCGGCACGAUUCCCGAUGUAGAUCCUGAGUCCAUGGAGGGCGAAACAUACAACAUGUGUCAUUUCUGGAGUAACUUUGAGAUUGCCAGACUCGACUGGUUCCGAAGCAAGGAGUACGAAGACUUCUUCCAGAUGAUGGACAGGAGUGGCGGCUUCUGGAUGGAAAGGUGGGGUGAUGCACCCAUCCAUUCGCUCGCGGCAGGCGUUCUUCUGGACACUCAUCAGGUCCACUACUUCCGUGAUAUCGGGUACCGACACACAACCAUCGCUCAUUGUCCAGCGAACGCAAAGGCUCGCCAGCAGCCACGUCCGCCGUACCUCGAGAUGACAACGACAGACGAGAAGAAAAGAAUCGAGGAAGAUGCAUACUGGGAGGAGUGGGACGAAGAGAAGGAAAAUGGUGUCGGCUGCAGAUGCAGAUGUGACCCUGAAGUGCCAGAAGUCGAGCUCAAAGAGGGCAGCUGUCUCCCAAACUGGGUAGAUGUUGCGGGAGGUUGGAUUACUCCUGGGCAGGCAUGA
Molecule: messenger RNA, 1539 nt
Organism: Aureobasidium subglaciale EXF-2481
Lineage: Eukaryota; Fungi; Ascomycota; Dothideomycetes; Dothideales; Saccotheciaceae
Product: glycosyltransferase family 15 protein
Exons: 5
Coding region: 1-1539 (512 amino acids)
Biological process (GO): protein N-linked glycosylation; cell wall mannoprotein biosynthetic process
Cellular component (GO): Golgi apparatus; membrane
Molecular function (GO): alpha-1,2-mannosyltransferase activity
Source: RefSeq, a predicted model, not a curated record